Messenger RNA from Cylas formicarius (sweet potato weevil), 3617 nucleotides. Its product is annotated as calcium/calmodulin-dependent protein kinase type 1-like. NCBI's taxonomy places the organism in Eukaryota, Metazoa, Arthropoda, Insecta, Coleoptera, Brentidae. The record is from RefSeq and is a predicted model, not a curated record. The coding region runs from base 180 to 1214 and encodes 344 amino acids. The transcript is spliced from 9 exons. Gene Ontology annotation, biological process: protein phosphorylation. Gene Ontology annotation, molecular function: calcium/calmodulin-dependent protein kinase activity; ATP binding; calmodulin binding.
UUAGAGGUGUGUGGUGCCGAUUUGUUCGGACUUUGUAAAUGACUCGUUUUUUCGUGCCCUUUAAAAGCUGAAAUUAUAAUCUUGUAACAAACAAACAAAUAAUGUAAUUGUGUGCAGCUUUUUUGACAUAAAAUAAAUGUAAUAUAGAGAACACGCCGUAAUUUAUAGCAAAACAAAACAUGUUGAAAAUGCCAUUAUUUGGAAAAGACCGAAAAUCAAAGAAGGAUAAAGAAGAUAAACUGGCAAUUGAUGAAAAAUACGCUCUAAAAGAUGUUUUGGGGACGGGAGCUUUUUCUACGGUCAGAAUUGCGGAAAGUAAAGUGAUCCCUGGGGAAAUGUAUGCAGUUAAAAUAAUUGAUAAAAAGGCUCUCAAAGGAAAAGAAGAUUCAUUAGAAAAUGAAAUUAAAGUGCUUCGUAGACUAAAGCACCCCAAUAUUGUACAGUUGUUAGAAACGUUUGAAGAUAAAACUAGAGUAUUUUUGGUGAUGGAACUUGUUACAGGAGGUGAGCUGUUUGAUAGAAUUGUCGAAAAAGGAUCCUAUACGGAAAAAGACGCGUCAGAUCUAAUUAGGCAAGUUUUAGAAGCAGUAGAUUAUAUGCACGAUCAAGGGGUAGUUCAUCGAGAUUUAAAACCUGAAAACUUAUUGUACUACAGUCCAGACGAAGAUUCAAAAAUUAUGAUUAGUGAUUUUGGUUUAUCAAAAAUGGAAGAGUCUGGAAUAAUGGCAACAGCCUGCGGAACACCGGGCUAUGUCGCUCCGGAAGUACUAGCACAAAAACCAUACGGCAAGGCGGUUGAUGUCUGGUCAAUAGGGGUGAUAUCUUAUAUCUUACUUUGCGGAUAUCCGCCGUUCUAUGAUGAAAAUGAUGCCAAUUUAUUUGCCCAAAUUUUAAAAGGUGAAUAUGAAUUCCAUUCCCCAUACUGGGAUGAAAUCAGUGAUUCUGCUAAGGAAUUUAUCACUAGCUUGAUGACCGUAAACGUAGACAGGAGAUUCACUUGUAAACAGGCACUCGCUCAUCCUUGGAUAUCUGGAAACACAGCAGCAACUAAAGAUAUCCACAGCACUGUCUCCGAGCAGCUUAAGAAAAAUUUUGCGAAAUCUCGUUGGAAGCAAGCUUACCACGCAACUACUGUGAUUCAGAAAAUGAAGAAAAUGGCUUUAACAAACAGUGGAAACCGAAGUCCCACCUCGCAAAGGUGCAUCCCUGAUUAAAAUUGUUAACUGCUCGAAUUGGAAAUGCCUGUAUGUAUUACGUCGAUUAGUGGACCUGUGGUUUACAGUUAAUUUAAAAACGGGUAUACCCAAACCUAAACUUUGUUUAAAAUAGUCCGGGAAUAAUUUUUUUGACGAAUCUUCAGGUACAAUUGCCAAUUCGAGAAAUAUGAUGUCCAUAAAAACGUAAAAACUUUUAACACACCCCGUAACCGAAAGGAAAAUGUUCACAUUUUCAUAUGAGAAUGCAUUUACAAAAAUAGUACCUGAGUUGAUACGGGGCGAUUCUGAACGGCGCUUAUAGAGAUCUAAUAAUGGUCGCUUGAUAUUUCCAAACGGCUCAAACUCUUUAUGACAAGUCUAGUAAUUUGAUUUGCUGUUAAAAAUACCAUUAACUAUUCUAUCAAAUAACUUUAUUGUUCCAGGAUGGGAUAAAUUCAAUGUUCCCUGGGAGUUUUUGGUAUUCCUUCUUCGAGCGCUUAAUUUUUAAGAAAAGAGACAAGCAAGACUAGGUGUUCCAUAAGAAAAAACCUUCAUACCUGCAAGCAAAAUUUCCUAAUAUUGAAACUUUUGAAAACCCCCUCGUAACUUAAAAUUAAACCCAGUACUUGUUUUUGGCUAUUGCUGCUAGAAAUAACGAAAACACAAGUAGAAAUGAGCUUUGGAAAUUUUUUUCGCUUUAAAAGGCACCUAAAGCGGCCAGAAUUACAUAUUACAAUCGGUAUUUAGAAUCACCCCGUACAUGAUUUUAUAACAAUAUAUACGAAUUCAUUCCAUUUAGGUUACUUAUUGCAUAGAAUCUCAAAUUAUUUAGAAUCUCAUAUAUUUUAUAUAGUGUCCCAAAGCCAGCUUUCGAAGGUUUAUAUUUAUAGAAAAAUAAGCACUAUUCUAAAUUUUUAAAAAGCCCAAUUCUUUUGAAAGUCAUGAAAAGUGAGUGGUGUUUCCAAUUUUUCUUUCAUCAAAUUAGGUCAAAGUUCCAUAUCGAUGAACCUGAUAAUAUUCCAUUACCUUUGCCACUAGCGAAAAUAUGGCGGAAAAACUGGAUUUUUUUUACCGGCUCAUUUUGAAACUUUGCAAAAAUCUACAAAUAUAUUCUCAUUAAAACUUUUCGUUUUUCGUAGCUUUCCAGCUUAGUUGUUUAAUAGCUCGUUUAAUGUGAAUGAAAAUGUAGAUUUGACUGGUAAAAAGAUAAAAUGGAAAACCGCCCCAUUUUCCGGGAUUUUAAUUCUUUAAUGGAAUAAUUAUCUCAAUUUGAGGUACUUUUUAUCCCUUGCAGUUUCUGGGAAAAUCGCGGAAAAUGAAUCUCCAAUAAUAACGAAAAGUUAAAACCCCCAAAAAUAACGGAAAUUUGGACACUCUGAAGCACACACUUAUACUUAGUUAAAACAAAAAAGGCAUUCGUUUUAAUAAGAUCAAAUUAAAAUUCAUCAUGACAAUCAUUUCAAGUAUUCUGUGCUAAUGUGUUUUUUGCAUUAGGCCAAUAUUAAAUGUCGAUGUGAUUUUUACUGCAAUAAUAGCUACCUAUCAACCUUGUGAUGGAUAACCUGAAAAAAUGAUUUUUAUUUGUAGUAGGAUUAUUAACGUAAAAUACUUCAAUCGUCGAAUAUAUUUUUGUAUAUACACACAUUAUGUAACAUGUAUUUUUUUAUGUUGUUUAUAAUUUUAAUAAUAAUUGUUAAACCGGAUAAAGAUUGGAAUUACAAGAAUGAUUUCGUAAAUUUAAAUGGGUUUAUAAAAAAAAUCGGUAAUUGCAUUUGUAGCACUCUGACAAAUUUCGAAUUGUAUCAUUUUAAUCAUUCGAAUUAUACUACUUGCACUGGGACAUUGAAUUAACAUUUCUUAAGAUAUUUAUGUUAGGGGAAGAUUUAUUCGUAAAACCCCUUACAUUAAAAAUUGAAAAUACAUUAAAUUAAAUAGUUUUCGUUCGGUCAACACGUAUUUUUACUUCAAAUAAAAAGGCACUAGUGUCUAAGGCUUACUAUGUACCAUGCAUAAGGAUGUUUAAAUGUUAGAAGUUAUUGAAAAACAGAAAAUAUGUGAUAUGUAAAAUAGAAUCACAUUUAAGUAAUAAACUCUACAGCCUUUUAUAUUCUAAAAAAGGAUCAGCAAUAUUUUUGCAGUCAAAAGCAAACUUGUACUAUAAAUGUUAAAUUUAAAAAAUAUAUCAGAGUUUGGUGAAUUCAUUGUUAUAAAAUUUCGUAUCACUUGUUAAUAUUAAAGUCAACGUGUUUCCUCUAAACAAAACUAACCCCUAUUACACUGUAGUAUAUAAAUACAAACAGUUAUUUAAAUAGCUAAAUUAAGGAUUUAAAUAGUAGUGAUUAUAAUCGGUUCCAAAAUACCAGAUAUUCCAGAAUUAAUGUCAAGGGUCGACUUUAUUUUUAAAGUUAUAUAUAUAUAUAA